UCUGAGUUUCAGUACUCUGACAUUUCGAUAAACAAUAUUCAUCGUGGUGUCACGUGAUGUGUGGUGUUUUGAAUUUUAAUUUGGUUAAAAUAAUAAUAUGAAUCUUUCUUAAUUUAUAUUUUGAAAUUACAAAAUGGUUGUGUGCCAGGCUGAACAUGUUAUUCAAGCUGAUGUGAUUUUCCUUAUCGAAGGAACUGCAGUGAAUGGAGCUUACCUCAAUGAUAUAAAAACAAGUUAUAUCAUUCCAUCUUUGGAAUACUUCAACCAGGGAAAUAUCGAUGAUACAAAUUAUAUCUCUGAAAAUGCAAACUCAUUAUAUGGAAUAGUUGUUUAUCAAGCAGCCGAUUGUUUGCCUCAUCCCAGUACGGAUACAUUUGGGCCAUUGUCUAGUCCUACUAAAUUACUGAAUGCGAUAGAUAAAUUAGAAUUAGUUGGUGGUAAAAGUGAGUCUCAUUCAAAUAUUGCCGAAGGUCUAGCAACCGCUCUGAAUUGUUUUGAAGAACUUCAACAGAAAAGAGAUGCUAGUGCUAAUGUUCAGAAACAUUGCAUUCUCAUCUGCAAUUCACCCCCUUACUCGCUACCGGUUUUAGAAUCUCAUUUAUACUCGGGUAAAACUGCUGAGCAACUCGCUACUAUUUUACAAGAGAAAAAUAUCAACUUUUCUGUGGUAUCGCCAAGAAAAAUUCCGACACUCUAUAAACUAUUUGAGAAAGCUGGAGGUGAUUUAACAUCAUCUCAAACAAAAAACUACGCUAAAGAUCCUAGGCACUUGGUAUUGUUGAAAGGUUUCAGUCUCAAAGAACGACCAAUCAGUCCCCCACCCGGUAGUGUCACUGCUAAUCCGAACCAGAUGGCAAACUCCGUCCUUCCGGUGACAUCACUUCCUAGUCCGUUACCGGGAAGUGAGAGCCCCAUACCUGGAGGUAGUCAGGCCAACCCCAACAUUUUGACCAACUCUUCUGCUGGGGCCAAUGCAUCGCAGAAUAACGUCUAUCGUCCACAAGGUGCCCAAGGCAUCAACAUGCCGCAACAAAAAGUGGUAGGAGUUGUUAAUGUUCCCGCGGGACGUAUGAUGGGCAACAACCAAAUGCCAAUAAUGCAAGUGAACAAUCCUCCUGGCUAUCUUUCUGCUGCUGGACAAAUGAAUCGUACAUCUCCCCAUUGGUCUAUGCAUCCACCUGUUCAGCAACCAAGACCUUAUAUGCAACAGCCAAAUCAACAGGUUAACACCACACAGGGUAGUGCUCUUAUAGCUCAACUUACUCAACCUCCUUCUUCAUUGCCGGGAACUGCAGUAACCCAGUUUGGACAAAUGCCUUCAAAUUCACCUAUCAACAAAAUGAAUCUACCACCCCAACAAAACACUCAAACUUCAAUAGCACCUAACCAGACGGCUAUCCAAACUUCGAUGGCUCAAGCAUCACAAGGUAAUCCAGCUGUAACGUCACAAGCACAGAUUCAGAACAUGCAGCCUGGAGUUCAAGGGCAAUCCCAACAAAUCAAUUCAGUGAGGGAAAGGCACACUAUCUGGCAAGGACUCUUGGAAUGGAUAGAAAAGCCGAAAAAUGCCACAGAUCAACAAAAGAUUACAAAACAUGUCCCUUGUCAAGUUUCUGCCAAUUCAAAAGACGGUGAUCCCGAAUUAAAAGCGGAUGGUUGGCCACAAAAACUGAUAAUGCAGCUCAUGCCCAAGCAACUAAUUGGGAAUAUCGGAGGUGCAUAUUUGAAGAAUUCAAAGUCAGUACUUUUUCAUCCUCAGGCCUGUGAUGCUUUGGAAUCUCUCACCAGGGUCAUGAGUUCCGGAUUUGCUGGAUGUGUCCAUUUCACGAGUAUUCCAAAUCACUCUCCUUGUGAUAUCAAAGUACUUAUUUUAUUGUACACCACAGACAAGAGGGCAUAUCUUGGAUUCAUACCCAAUGAUCAAGUGGCAUUCGUUGAUCGUCUGAGGAAAGUCAUACAGCAGCAGAAAUCCAAUCAACAACAAAUGAGACAGGGAGUUCCUGGUGCACCGGCGAUGAAUCCGCAAGUUGGUACUCCACCGCAGAUGACCGGCGCGAAUCCGGCCACACCGCAGAACCCCCAACAGAACCUCCUAAUUUCCCCUGCCAGCGGUAUGUCGAUGGGGGGCGGACAAAUAACGCAGAAUGUCGGCGGCGGGCAGCCCGGACCGGCGAUGAGCGGCAUGAUCGGACAAAAUGCGACGCCGGGAGGCAUGCGGCCCAAUAUCAGGAUGUCAGGAAUUCAGCCUGAUACUAGCCAGCCGAAUAUCCAACAGCCAAAUAUGAUGCAGCCUCAAGAAAAUCAACUAGAAGUGGAGAGGAGAAGGAAUCUUGAUAAAAUAAACCAACUAAAACAGACUCUAGAAGCAGCUCAGCAACAAGAAAGACAAUACAAAAGUCAGUUAGAAAGAAUCAGUCACAUGAAGACCUCACAGCUUGAACAAGCUUUGCAAGUGGCUCAGCAGACCGAAAUGCAUUUCAAAAUGUUGGAAAACCAACAAAGGCAACAAAUUGCGAAUCAGGGCAAUCCACAGGUAGCAGCACAGCAACAGCCGCAGAGACUGAUGAGGCCCUCUAUGUCAAAUAAUCCCGGACUAAGGCAUUUACUUCAGCAGCAACCACAAUAUCGACAACUGAUAAAUGUUCAACAGAUGGGAGGCAAUGGAGCUAGACCACAAAUGGGUCAACAAAUGCCUAAUUCGCAGCCAGGCCAAAUGGGCACCUUCGAUGAAGUGGCAGGCUUUGACUUGAAUAAUAUUAUAUAAAUUUUUUUAUUAAUAAAAUCCAAUUUCGGAUUUGGAUAAACAUUUCAUGGAUAAAACUAAUUUUUCUACAAGCAGUAUAU
Molecule: messenger RNA, 2844 nt
Organism: Phaedon cochleariae (mustard beetle)
Lineage: Eukaryota; Metazoa; Arthropoda; Insecta; Coleoptera; Chrysomelidae
Source: the annotation of a GenBank genome assembly